Molecule: messenger RNA, 948 nt
Organism: Musa acuminata AAA Group (dessert banana)
Lineage: Eukaryota; Viridiplantae; Streptophyta; Magnoliopsida; Zingiberales; Musaceae
Product: desmethyl-deoxy-podophyllotoxin synthase-like
Exons: 1
Coding region: 13-933 (306 amino acids)
Molecular function (GO): oxidoreductase activity, acting on paired donors, with incorporation or reduction of molecular oxygen; iron ion binding; heme binding
Source: RefSeq, a predicted model, not a curated record
ACUAAUUAAACCAUGGAUCUCACCAGCACCUCCUUCCUCUUCUCCUUUCUCGUCCUCCUCGUUUCGCUGCUGCUACUCAAGAAGAACAGGUCUGGUGGCGGAGCUCGUGCCACACUGCCUCCCGGUCCAUCUAAGCUCCCUAUCAUAGGCAGCUUGCACCAUCUCUUGGGUGGCCUGCCGCAUCGUUCCCUCACUGCCUUAUCUAAGAAAUUUGGCCCCGUGAUACUCCUGAAGCUCGGUGAGGUCCCCACCCUCGUUGUCUCAUCUACCGAAGCGGCUGCUGAGAUCAUGAAAACUCACGACGUCAGCUUCGCCUCUCGGCCCACUAACCUGAAUCUCCAGUCCGCCACAUACGGUGACAGGGGCGUCGGCUUUACCUCGUAUGGAUUCCACUGGAGGGAGCUGCGCAAGAUGAGCAUCGUGGAGCUAUUGAGUGCCAAGCGAGUCCAAUCUUUUCGCUUUAUCCGGGAAGAGGAGGUGCUUAAUCUUGUGCGGUCGAUAGUCCUGUUGUCCAACGCUGGUUCCACCGUGAACCUCAGUAAGAAAUUGGUGCUGUUGGCUAAUGACAUAGGCUCCCGGUCCGUCAUCGGCAGCAAGUGCAAGUACCAGAAAGAGUUCAUACGGAUAGUGAUGCAAACGCUGGAAGCUGCCGGAGGCUUCAGUUUGGCGGACUUAUUCCCGUCAUGGCCGAUAAUUAAACUUCUCAGUGGCGCGACUUUCAAGAUGCAGAUGUUACACCGUGACAUGGACGCGAUCCUGAAUAGCAUCAUUCAAGAGCGCAGAGAAAGGAAGUCCGCAGAGCAACCGGAGGAGGAGGAGGAGGAGGAGGCCUUGGUCGAUGUCAUGCUGAGAGUUCAAGCUGAAGGUAGCCUGUCAUUCCCCUUAGCAGACGAGGACAUGAAAGCCAUGAUGCUGGUAUGCUUUUUUUUUUAAACCCUAAUCUUUCCU